UUGAAAAACCUUACGGGGAAUACCCGACAAUAAAGUAUUUCCGUUGUUUACAAUUACCCCUACCUAUGUCUCGUUUCCAUAUUUUUGCGCUGUGAUGACUUUUUAAAUUCAUAACGCGGAUUUUGUAUUUUGUUCUGAGUAGUUCACGAAAUCAGGUGUGAUGGUGCGACAAGACGAGGCCAAAAUGGGCCAGGGAGGCCUCUGUGGGGUAUCUACCCCAGGAAUUGAAUCCUUGCCUCACAUACCCUCUGCCGGAGUUCCAGCAUCAAAUGGCAUAGCCUCAGAAGUUCAGGCGUCACUGUCAAUGUUGAUGUCCUCUGAGGGCUGUGUGUCUCAAGAGGAUUUGAUUGCAAAACUCCGCACUCUUAUCAAUGAAAACUUGGAAUUGAAAGAGACCAUAGCCCAGAACAACCUAGCCCUUCGUCAGCAAUUGGCUCUUGUUGUGAAAUGGAGCCAGCAGAAUGAAUUACACCAGCAGCAGCAUCGUCAGCAAAUUAAUGAAGUGACGCAACAGCUAUCCAGACUCCAACAAGAAAAUGUUACUCUCAAGGCUUCACUUGUGGGAGCUAAGGCUCCAGAAGGCAGUGAGUCAAGGUUUAGAGAGGUAGAUGAGACCAUUAAAUUGUUGAAUACUCGUUUAGAGGUAUCAGAAAGGAAUUUGAGGCAAGUCCAAGAUGAAAGAGAGAAACUUGCAGCACAGAGGUCACGACUUGAAGGCGAUAUUACGCUUCUGAAGUGUGACUUGACCACCACUCGUAGUGAACUAGAACGUCUGCAGCUCGAAAGAUUUGAGCUGCUAAGCACAGCUAAUGAGCUACGACAGCAGCUACGACAGGUCAGAGAGGGAGCAGCAGCUAAAGCUCGUUCACUCGAAGCAAGUCCUGUCUAUGAGGGUAUGGGUGGAGUUCUUGGAGAAGAGGCUUUCCAGAAGAUGAAAGAUCAAUUGAAACGUGAGCAGGACACAACAGCAACUCUGUUGCAGGAGCUUCAUGACACGCGUAAUCAGGCAGAAGGUCUGGAGUCAGAAGUGCAAAGAGCACAAGAAGAAGCAGCACUCCUUCGGGAACGGUGUCGCAACUUACAAGGAAAGGUUGAUAACUCUUUUAUUCAAGCUGCAUCUCCAACUACUCCUACAGGCUUAUCAAAGCAGGAUCCAAUAGAUGCCUUGGAAAAGAAGCGUCUCAAAGAAGAGGCAGCCAUGCUAAGGGAAGAGGUUGACACUCUUGAGGCAGCUCUCACCAGCGAGAGGCAGAAGAAUUCUGAUGACAGACUGGCACUCACAAGGACCCAUGCAGAAAUUAACCGUCUGAAAAAGGAGCUUCAAGAUAUGAGGGACAAAAGUGACAGAGACUCCCAAAAUGACCACUACUAUGAAGUAAAGAUCAAAUCCAUCAGUGAGAAGUACGAUGAAGCAACAGCUAAACUCAUGUCAUACGAGGAACUGCUGGCAGCCAAAAAUGAAGAACUUUCCAGGAUCAAAAAGGAACUUGGUCAGACAAAGGCAACUUUAGCAGAAAGGGCCAGUGAGGGGGAAACUAUAGCCAUCCUCAGGGCUCAGGUUGAGGUGUACCAAGGAGAUUUCAGGGCUGAGCGUGAAGCCCGAGAGGCUCUGGCUACUGACAGAGAGAAGCUGCGUGAUGAACUGCGUCACUUACAGACCCGAAAUACUCAGCUAGUAGAUGAAUUGGAAGCUUACCAGAGAAGGCAUUUGCAUCAAGGUCAUGGGCGAGAUUCUCGUGCCACAUCUGAGGAACCUAGUGGAGGAGCUGUAGCCACAGCUGGUAGUGUUGGAAUGCCUACACUUUCUCCAGAAAACCUUUGGGAGAAACUCUCCAAUACUUCAGAUAAGAAGUACUGCAUGGAAUGUGCAGUGUUAGGCAAGAACAGAACCAUAAGGAAAUUAAGAAUGUCAGUUUUUCUCUGGAGUUUAAGCCUUUAUAGGAGUUUCAACAGUGUACUCUACAUCACAGAAUCAACGCUGCUUGUGUGCUAAUGAGGUUGUAUAGGGGACAUAUUUUUUUAAUAAAAAAAUGCAUUGUUUGAGAAUAUCAUUAACAGAUCAUGUAAGCAGAGCCAAUUCUUUUAAUAUUUAAGUUCAGCAUUGAGUUAAUGUUGCUUGUCUUACAGGAGGAAGAAAAGAAAGACGACGAACUGGAUGAAAACCUCUUUUACUGCCCCAAAUGUAACAAAUCUUUCACUCAGUACCGUCCUCUUGAAGAGCAUGUCAAUCGUUGUAUUGAUGAGGAUUAAAUUUUCGAAUUUGGGGUGUAAAGCAAGAUUAUGAGCAACUAAAUGUUUUCCUUUCUUAAUGGCAGCUGUUCUUUAAAGAAUUGUAGAUGUAGAAUAUUUUUCUCUAAUAACAAUAAUGAAGUUUUGUUAUGGAUUUUAAAUUAAAGAAGUUUAAUGAAUUUUAUCAGUAUUUAAAGUGUUAUAAGUUACUACUUCUGUGCCAUAGAUUGACUGAUUUCCACUUUAUAUAUUCAUAUAAUUCAGCUUGAUUUCAGGAUAGAUGUCCUCUUUUUCUACAAACAAGUCUUAUGAAGGCAACUGUUUACACUUAAAUUUUCACAUUUCAUUGUUAGUUUCAUCCUACAUGAAGUCAGCCUGAUUCAACAUAUCUCACUUCAUAUUGUACUUUCAAAUUAACAUAUAAGUACUAAGUCCAGCUUUUUGUCUAAAAUGAAGUUAAUAUAUUGCUCAUAGUAUUCUUAUGGAACUUUGUGUAUUCUAUUGGUGCAACUUUUCUUACUGAAUUGCUGAAAUCACUAGUCUCCUAUUUUCUCCAGUAUUUAGGCUUCCCAAUUAGUAGUUUUUACUAUCAAGACGGAAGAUGUCAAAAAUAUUUCUUUCCAAGAAUAACACCACCACCCUCAAGGUAAUAUUUCCACCAUAAGAUAUUGGUAAUGGUUACAUCUGCAAUUUGAUAUUGUUGGUCAGUAUUAAUUGUAAUGUGGUUCAGUGGUCAUUAACAAAAUGUUAGUAAAUUACAAUAUUUGAAAAUGCUAUUAAUGUGUGAUGAUUGCAACUUUACCAAGCUAUUUUGAAACAUACUUGAAUUUGUUUUUAAAUGUCUGAAUUCUGAUGGGUUAUGUUUUUAAUUCAUAUCAAUAACAAGUCUCUCCCUUUUACAUUUUGUUUUCCAGCAGACAUUUUGUUACUAAAUAUGUGCCAUAGUAGAUCUAAUCUCUAGAAAAAUUAUUUGUCCGAUUCAUUGUUAAUUUUUGAAUUGUUAAAAGUUUUUUCUUUUAUUAUAUAUUAUAUACAAGAGUGAUGCUUAGAACCUGAUAUUGGUAGGGAUAAAAGUACUGGAUAAACAAUCUGUAGAUUUUGGUGUAGUACAUUUAUUGUAAGAGCUCCACAUAUAUUGCAUUAAUUUCUUUAUUCUCUGAUAUAGUGCCUUCUUUUUUAGCUUUUGAUGUUCAGAAUUAUUGCUCUUGGUGAAUGAUACCUGUAUACUGUAGGAGGUUGUGUAGCUUUCUAGUCAAAGGCAGCAUAAGAAAUUACAGUAGAAUUUCAUUAGAAAUGUUUAUUUGAGCCUACCAACUCUUGUAUAUUUGUAAAAUAAAACAAAUAAAACUUUAAA
Macrobrachium nipponense is the source of this 3583-nucleotide messenger RNA. Its product is annotated as optineurin-like. The record is from RefSeq and is a predicted model, not a curated record. The transcript has 14 exons. Gene Ontology annotation, biological process: regulation of canonical NF-kappaB signal transduction. Gene Ontology annotation, molecular function: K63-linked polyubiquitin modification-dependent protein binding. Bases 161 to 1993 code for a protein of 610 amino acids. Gene Ontology annotation, cellular component: cytoplasm; nucleus. NCBI's taxonomy places the organism in Eukaryota, Metazoa, Arthropoda, Malacostraca, Decapoda, Palaemonidae.